This is a messenger RNA of Cryptococcus wingfieldii CBS 7118, 1647 nucleotides long. RefSeq names its product hexokinase. Gene Ontology annotation, biological process: glucose 6-phosphate metabolic process; glycolytic process; intracellular glucose homeostasis. The transcript has 11 exons. Gene Ontology annotation, cellular component: mitochondrion; cytosol. Gene Ontology annotation, molecular function: ATP binding; D-glucose binding; fructokinase activity. Lineage: Eukaryota; Fungi; Basidiomycota; Tremellomycetes; Tremellales; Cryptococcaceae. The record is from RefSeq and is a predicted model, not a curated record. The coding region runs from base 1 to 1647 and encodes 548 amino acids.
AUGCCUCAAGCCCCAGAAACCCUCGCCGCCCGCGUCCAAGAACUCAGCCUGGGCACUACCACCACCGUGCGCCACGGCUCUGGCUCUGCCGUCGUCGACAAUGGCACCAACCUCGGCUCUGCUGCUGGCCGCAAGACCUCUCACGGUGCUGGCAGUUCCGGCGGACACAGUCGACGAGGCAGUGGAUUGGUCAUCACCCCCAGCGGCGUGCAGACUGUCUACCACCACAGGACCAAUGAUGACAUCGAGUUUCCUCACGCCGAGAAGAAGACCAUGGCCGACCUCUUGCGCAAGUAUGAGAGUCUUUUCACCCUCACUCCCCAGAGGAUGAGGAUGAUUGUCCAAGCCAUCGAAGACACUCUCGAUAACGGUCUCCAGAAGAACAACCAGGUCGUCGUGAUCCCCACUUACGUUUUCGGCUGGCCCACCGGCGAAGAGGCCGGCGACUAUCUCGCCCUCGACCUCGGUGGCACCAACCUCCGAGUCUGUCUCGUCACUCUCCAAGGCCACGGAAAGUUUGAAGUUACGCAGACCAAGUACCGACUGACUGAGGAGCAAAAGCAAGGGGAGGGACAGGAUUUGCUGGACUUCUGUGCCGAAUGCCUGAACAGUUUUAUCCGAGACACUCUUGGCCGUACCGAGAAGGACGGUCUUCUCCCCCUCGGUUUCACUUUCUCCUACCCCUGUAGCCAGGAUCGAAUCGAUCACGGAGAAUUGAUCCGCUGGACUAAGGGUUUCGGAGCCCCCAACAUCGAGGGCCACGAUGUCGCCGCGAUGUUCCAGGACUCUCUCAAACGUCUCAACGUCCCCGCCGAACUCACCGCCCUUAUCAACGACACCACUGGUACUCUCAUCGCCUCCAACUACGUUGACCCUCACACCAAGAUUGCCGUCAUUUUCGGUACUGGGUGUAACGCGGCAUACAUGGAGACGGCGGAGUGUAUUCCCAAGAUUGACUAUGUGGGCUUGCCCAAGGGGCAGGGGAUGGCUAUCAACUGUGAAUGGGGAGCAUUCGACUCUUUCGACCACCAACACCUCCCCCGUACCAAGUACGACAUCAUCAUCGACGAGUCUUCCAACAAGCCCGGAGAGCAGUCCUUUGAAAAGAUGAUUGCCGGUCUCUACCUCGGAGAGAUCUUCCGUUUGGUCUUGUGCGAGCUUAUCGAUGCCGGUGACCUCUUCCUGGGUCAGAACACUUAUAAAAUCGAAAAGGCCUAUGCCUUUGACACCGCCUUCUUGUCUCUCAUGGAAGCCGACCCCACGGAUGAACUUCUCACCAUCGUCGGUGUCUUUACCCACUUCUUUGGCCUUGAUACUACCAUGGAGGAACGUACCUUCUUCAAGCAACUUGCCGUCCUCAUCGGUACCCGUGCCGCCCGUCUCUCGGCGUGUGGUAUCGCAGCGAUUGUCAGCAAGAAGGGCUACCUGGAGGAGGGAUGUGCGGUCGGUGCUGAUGGUAGUUUGUACAACAAAUACCCCAACUUUGCCGACAGGGUCCACCAAGCGCUCGAGGACGUCUUCGGCCAGAAGGGUAGAAAAAUUGUUACCCACCACGCUGAGGAUGGUUCCGGUGUGGGCAGUGCCAUCAUUGCUGGCAAGUCCAUUCCUUGCACUGUAGACUUUACUCUGACCAUCCAACAGCCAUGA